UUCCUUUUGUAUUGAAAUUUGUGCAUUUUUUCAGUUUCUCGUAAAAAUAAUGGACACAUUGUCUAAUAGAGACAAACGAUACAUUCGUGAAAGUUUUUCAAAAAUAAGCGUGCUGAUUAUUUAUAAUAAACCAAGAGCUCAAAUAAUCGCAGCUUAUUCUCGACUAAUUAAAAGAAUGUGGGAAAUUUCACAAAGCAAAAUGCCGGAGUUUCUUUUAAUGAAACUGAAACAAGAUCUGAAACGGGCUAAUAGUUUAAAAACAAAUUCAAAAUCAACGGCACAAAAAAGAAAAUUUGAUCCCAACCAUGAACUGGUUAACGAAUGCAAGAAAUUACGAAAGGGGAUCAUUGCAUCUGCCAAUUGUUCUGAUUCAAUUGGCACCUUUUUCACCAAUUACAAAGACCUAUAUUAUCAUUUAUGCGAGGACCAUCCAGAAACAUUUGUCUGUCCAUCAAAUGAAAGAUGACGAUGUUCGUGAUGUCCUGCUGCCAGUCAAUAAUGAUGGUGAAGAAACGAAAUCCAGUUCUGAAGUAGAUUGGAAUUAAUAUUCCACUGGCCAUGAGCAAGCAGUUAUACAUGAAGAUAUCUAACUGGGUAGAUCGUUUCAAAAUGACAAA
This is a messenger RNA of Dermatophagoides farinae (American house dust mite), 617 nucleotides long. Lineage: Eukaryota; Metazoa; Arthropoda; Arachnida; Sarcoptiformes; Pyroglyphidae. The record is from RefSeq and is a predicted model, not a curated record.